Messenger RNA from Thalassophryne amazonica, 693 nucleotides. RefSeq names its product H3 histone, family 3D (gene h3f3d). Gene Ontology annotation, cellular component: nucleosome. Gene Ontology annotation, molecular function: DNA binding; protein heterodimerization activity; structural constituent of chromatin. Lineage: Eukaryota; Metazoa; Chordata; Actinopteri; Batrachoidiformes; Batrachoididae. The coding region runs from base 50 to 460 and encodes 136 amino acids. The record is from RefSeq and is a predicted model, not a curated record. The transcript is spliced from 3 exons.
CUGUGUGACUGCAUGGAUCUUUUGUUUGUUUCAGACCUGGAGGUGAACUAUGGCCCGUACAAAGCAGACCGCUCGUAAAUCCACUGGAGGAAAGGCGCCUAGGAAGCAACUGGCCACCAAAGCUGCCAGGAAAAGCGCGCCCUCUACUGGUGGUGUGAAGAAGCCCCACAGAUACAGGCCCGGUACUGUUGCUUUGCGUGAGAUCCGUCGGUACCAGAAGUCCACUGAGCUGCUUAUCAGGAAGUUGCCAUUCCAGCGUCUGGUCAGAGAAAUUGCCCAGGAUUUCAAGACUGAUCUUCGUUUCCAGGGUGCAGCGAUAGGUGCUCUGCAGGAAGCCAGUGAGGCAUAUUUGGUGGGCCUGUUUGAAGACACCAACCUCUGUGCUAUUCAUGCAAAGAGGGUUACCAUCAUGCCCAAGGAUAUUCAACUGGCCAGGCGAAUUAGAGGAGAGCGUGCAUAGAUUUUUUUUUUUUUUUUUUUUGCCCUUUUGAUUUUUUGGGGGGGGGGGGGGGGGGGGGAUUUGGACUGGGAUGGCUCCUUUUUUGUGUAAUGUAAUUUUUUUAGCUUCACACUUUGUCCAUAGAUUUUCACAGCUGUAAAUGUUGUUUUCCUGCUGUUUUUUUUUUUUAGCUAUCGCUAAAUCCUGUGUGUGCAUGUCAUAGGAUUUCUGUAAAUAAACUAUCCGCUACCUCA